Molecule: messenger RNA, 1777 nt
Organism: Elaeis guineensis (African oil palm)
Lineage: Eukaryota; Viridiplantae; Streptophyta; Magnoliopsida; Arecales; Arecaceae
Product: selenium-binding protein 1
Molecular function (GO): selenium binding
Source: RefSeq, a predicted model, not a curated record
UCCUCCUCCUCUCUCUCUCUCUCUCUCUCUCUCUCUCGGUUUCGAGUGGGAUUCCCAGAUCUUGGAGUCUGUCCUUCCAUACGGAUUGGGGGCGAUUUGGAAAGACACAACCCAAUGGCUGGUGCGGUAGACGUGGCGCAGUGCAAGAACAAGAACCUCUCCAAUGGUACCGAGAGAAAGGCUUGCUGCGCUGGCAAGGGGCCAGGCUACGCGUCACCCCUCAAAGCGAUGUCAGGGACAAGAGAGACAUUACUCUAUGUCACUUGCAUCUAUCAUGGAACUGAAAUAGAGAAACCCGAUUACUUGGCAACAGUGGAUGUUGAUCCUAGCUCACCGACAUAUUCUAAAGUUAUCCACAGGCUGCCUGUGACCCAUGUAGGUGAUGAGUUGCAUCACUUUGGCUGGAAUGCCUGCAGCUCCUGCCAUACUGAUCCAUCAGCGGUUCGGCGUUUUCUGGUCUUGCCUUCUUUGGUGUCAAGCCGCAUAUAUGUUGUUGACACUGCAACGAAUCCAAGAGCUCCAUCUUUGCAUAAGGUGGUUGAGCCGACAGAUAUUGAGGAAAAAACAGGAUUAGCAUAUCCUCACACUUCCCAUUGUCUUGCAUCUGGUGAAAUAAUGCUGUCUUGCCUUGGAGACAAAGAUGGAAAUGCAGAAGGGAGUGGCUUCCUUCUCCUAGAUUCAGAUUUCAAUGUGAAAGGAAGGUGGGAAAAGCCAGGUCACAGCCCACAGUUUGGCUAUGAUUUCUGGUACCAGCCUCGACAUGAGACCAUGAUUAGUACAUCAUGGGGGGCUCCUGCAGCUUUUACAAAGGGCUUUAAUCUUGAGGAUGUUAAAGACGGAUUAUAUGGAAGACACCUCUUUGUAUACAGCUGGCCUGGUGGUGAAUUAAAACAAACAUUGGACCUAGGCAGCACAGGGCUCUUACCCCUAGAAAUAAGAUUUCUCCAUGACCCUACCAAGGACAUCGGCUAUGUUGGCUGUGCUUUGAGCAGCAACAUGGUGAGAUUUUUCAAGACUGCAGAUGGAACCUGGAAUCAUGAGGUGGUGAUAUCUGUGCCACCACUGAAGGUGAAAAACUGGAUUCUCCCUGAAAUGCCAGGACUGAUAACGGACUUCCUCAUCUCGUUGGAUGAUCGCUUCCUCUACUUUGUUAAUUGGCUGCAUGGGGAUGUUAGGCAAUACAACAUUGAAGAUCCUGCUAAGCCUGUGUUGAGCGGCCAAGUAUGGGUGGGAGGACUCCUCCAAAAGGGGAGUGAUGUAGUCUACGUGACAGAGGAUGGGAAAGAAUUGCAGUUUGAUGUACCUCCUAUCAAGGGAAAUCGGCUCAGAGGAGGGCCACAGAUGAUCCAAUUGAGCUUGGAUGGGAAGAGAUUGUACGUGACCAACUCCCUCUUUAGCGCAUGGGACCGUCAGUUCUAUGGUCUGGAUCUUGUGAAGAAGGGCUCUCAUAUGUUACAAAUUGAUGUGGACACAGCGCGAGGAGGGCUGACGGUGAACCCAAACUUCUUUGUUGAUUUCGGGGCUGAACCUGAUGGCCCUUCACUGGCCCAUGAAAUGAGAUAUCCUGGUGGGGAUUGCACUUCUGAUAUAUGGAUAUAAAUAUGUGCAGCUUCUCUAGAAUACAAUGGAACGCAAAAAUAAAUUGAUGGUAGAUGGGUUGGGGGCAUUGUACAGCAAGACUCUUUAAUUGACUUCUAAUGAGUCCAGACAAAAUGAUGUUGAAUAAAUCCUGGGACCAUCUUUGUAAUCAUUGAGACAAAUAAGCAGUUGCACGCAA